Molecule: messenger RNA, 762 nt
Organism: Cladophialophora bantiana CBS 173.52
Lineage: Eukaryota; Fungi; Ascomycota; Eurotiomycetes; Chaetothyriales; Herpotrichiellaceae
Exons: 6
Coding region: 1-762 (253 amino acids)
Molecular function (GO): oxidoreductase activity
Source: RefSeq, a predicted model, not a curated record
AUGCCACCUCCGUUCUAUAAACCACGGGACCCGGUGGAUUGCCAGCUUCAGGUGGAUUCCGGCGCCCUCAAGGGCAAGACCGCCGUAAUCACAGGAGGCAGUAGUGGACUGGGCUUUGCUUAUGCCAAAGCGUUCGUUCAAGCAGGAGCAUUUGUGGUGAUAGCCGACAUUCAGCCACCUCCAAGUCCAUUCAGGGAGACCGAGGCGGUCUUCGUAAAGUGUGACGUGACCAUUUGGGGCGAUCAAUUGGCCGUGUUCGAGAUUGCGUCUCAAAUGUCUCCAAACAAUGGAAUAGACGUGGUGAUUGCCAAUGCCGGUGUUGCCGGGCCCGAUGUCUUGACAGGCCUCGACGACCCCACACCACAAGAACCAAUGACCGAAAUGAUCGAUGUCAACGUAAAGGGCGUUCUGUAUACCACGAAACUAGCCGGAUGGUACUUUCGCCGCCAUCUUGACAAUCCUGUCGACGGGUGCCUCAUUCUCGUUAGCAGUAUCAUGGGAUACAUUGACACACAGAGCUCUGCUGUGUAUGCUGCCGCUAAGUUCGGUGUGAGAGGUUUGAUGUGCUGCUUACGGCGGAAAGGUGUCUUCAGAGUAAAUGCAAUUGCCCCCUGGUUCAUUGCGACUCCAAUGAUGAGUGAGGAUUUCCUGGAGAUGAUUCAGACCGAACUUCGGAAUAUGGAUCUCGACCUCGCCUCGAUCCAAGACUCCGUGACUGCAGUUCUACGCAUCGCGACGGACGCGUCGAUGAAUGGUAGGUAG